Cucurbitaria berberidis CBS 394.84 is the source of this 611-nucleotide messenger RNA. RefSeq lists its product as uncharacterized. The coding region runs from base 125 to 436 and encodes 103 amino acids. The transcript has a single exon. The record is from RefSeq and is a predicted model, not a curated record. NCBI's taxonomy places the organism in Eukaryota, Fungi, Ascomycota, Dothideomycetes, Pleosporales, Cucurbitariaceae.
UGGCAGACGAUGAGUAUUUAUCUGCGUUGUUCAAGGUCUUGUCUCAUUGUCUCAUUGUCUUUGUCUAAGAAGGGGUUGUCUCCCUUGUCUCCGCGCCUCAAUCGACACGAGUGACAUUGUGAACAUGAGCGGACUAUAUUUACGUUGUAAGCCACGAUGGCAAAGCCUUUUGCCUGGCCCCGCUUCUUCUACUACCCGUGAGGUCCCUCAGAGUCCUACAAAGAGCGAGACCAGAGCUGAACCAAAUGCAGGCUCGACUCCAAAGCGGCGGACGUUGAAGGUUCCGAUAGUCUGUGAUAGUUCACUGCUAAGGUUGGUUUGUCGUUGCCACCCGUUGGCCCCCUCUAUGCACUUGAUCUUGGUCUGCCACUCAUUAGUAUUUGCUUAUCGAGAUACUGCAUUAGAUAUCAGUUUCAAUUUUAAUUGUCGAAGGUGAAUAGGAAGCAGGUGGAAGUGUAACGAAGCCUGGAGCGAAAGAGGAGAGCGACACUGCAGUGCUUAUACGGAGGCAUAUACGAGUAGACUGAUCAAUUGAUAAGUAGAAUUUUACAACGUGCGUGACGGCGAACAAUACUAACAAAGAACAAAUCCAGAACUCCCGUGAGCAUGAC